Ostertagia ostertagi is the source of this 1461-nucleotide messenger RNA. NCBI's taxonomy places the organism in Eukaryota, Metazoa, Nematoda, Chromadorea, Rhabditida, Trichostrongylidae. The record is from the annotation of a GenBank genome assembly.
UCACUACAUUGUUUUUCAAGGUGUCUUUACAAUGCUCGGGAAACACGUCUGGAAACGGCAUCUCUAGAUGAACGGGCAUUGACAGCUCUGUCGAUGUGGUGCAUGGAGUUGAAGAGAAUAGAUUUUGAUGACAUUAUUCACGAACAUGAGGUGCCGUCCUCAUCUCGACAUGCUCUCCCUCUACAAACUGAGGACCAGUUUGUCGAUGAAUUCCGUACCGAAGUGCUUGGAGUGCUCGAAGCGGCCCCUCUACCUGUGGGUCCAGCAUUGUUGAAAUUGGCUGAAAGUGUGAUCAAGUGGCAAACCAAGCUGCACAACAGACUGUACUCUCUGCCUAGGCGAUAUCCAAUUCGGUUGUCGAGCAGAUUCCUCGCCGAUUAUAGUAGCGCUAUGGCUUGCAUCGAGAUUCCGUCUUCAUUUAACGCGAACAUGACAAAGCAAUACCAAUACGUAACGUUGAUAGCAAGAUUCAAUCCUUACGUGGAAGUCGUUGUCAAAGGCGGUCGUGUCAUGAAGAAAUUGCAGAUCAUGGCAGUGAAUGGGAAAACGUGUGUUUACUAUCUGCAGCGUUCUGUGUUCGAGGAGAAAACAAAUCGUUGUCAGCAGUACUUGCAGAUAGUGAAAACAUUGCUUGUUAAGGAAAGGGAAACCGCACGUCGUCAUCUCUCCAUUUUCACACCUACACAACUUGUCGUCUCGUCUAAUGCUUUGUUAAUGGAUUGUGGAGGCGCAUAUCCAAUGAGUCUCGUCGCGAAGAAGCCGUAUAUAUUCGAUGUGAUUCGACCCCUUGACGUCUUUGCGCAGUAUGGAAUGACCUUCGGAAUGAGACCUGACGAUGCAAUUACGAUGUUUUAUGAUCGACUGGUCACUCCAGAAGGAUCUCCUCAAACAGUGAUGCUUGACACGUACAGAAGCUUCAUAAUUGACAAUUUUGUUGGUCCAUCUAUACUGAAGAAUUACGUGCUGGAACGUUUCACGGAUGCAACUUAUUACUAUUUGUUCCGCAAACGACUGGAGAUGCCUUAUACUUUAUCUUCACUGGUUCUCGGGAUGUAUCCAUCCGUACCAUCAAGAACUGCCUCAGCUUGGCUGCCUCCCCGAUAUAAAGUUUUACCAUUUGGUGAAGAUUCUCAACGCAUUGUUCCGUUCCGGCUAACACCGAAUUUCCAGGGUGAUUUCUUGUGGGCUGCUGCGGCAACUAUACGAUGUCUUUUCCGGCGGGAUCAACAUUUGCUACUUCGGCCGUUAAUUCUGGAUGAAAUAGUAACAAAUGGUAAUCAUGAUCAGGCAAGCGCUUGCGUCGAGGCGAGUAAAUUCAUCUCAAAAGUGACUGCUGAAACAACUAGGAUGGCCACACAGGAAGCAUAUUUACUGCAAGAGGAGAUACAGUUAGCAAUAGAGAGCGCUCGCAAUGAAGAGAAUCUUUCCCAAAUGGAUCCCCGAUGGCAUCCGUGGUUUUAA